Hypoxylon fragiforme is the source of this 1386-nucleotide messenger RNA. Its product is annotated as nagb/rpia/CoA transferase-like protein. NCBI's taxonomy places the organism in Eukaryota, Fungi, Ascomycota, Sordariomycetes, Xylariales, Hypoxylaceae. The transcript has 2 exons. The record is from RefSeq and is a predicted model, not a curated record. Bases 1 to 1386 code for a protein of 461 amino acids.
AUGUCAACAGAACAGGAUGGACCUGCUCCGGAGGCCACUCCACAGCCAGCUAAGAAGCCCGAGAAGCCCCAAGUUCCUCCGAAGAAGGAAAAUGGUCCAAAGAGCGAGGCAGUAGACGCUUCGAAGCCACAGAAACCUUCUGGUGCUGAGCUAAAAGCGAAAGCCAAGGCCGAGAAGGCUGCAAGACGAGCACAAGUCAAGGCUACAAAAGAAGUGGUCAAGGUAGAAUCUGCUGUAUCCUCAUCACCUGGUCAACAAGGCCCAUCUGUAGGCGAAGUCAAGGGCGGGAAAGCGAAGGGUAAACAAGAUGGCAACUCGGCUACUGCACCAGGAGCAACAGGGCGACCAGUAUUGUCUAAGGGACUGUCCUCUAUCGCUCCGGCCGAACCAAAGUUUACUAUCCCCGAAUGCUUCAGCCAUCUUUCUAUGGCUAAGAGAAUUCCCAUGACACAAGCAGACAAAGAUGUCCAUCCAUCUGUCUUGGCACUUGGCCAGCAAAUGGCUACCUUCACCAUUGAUGAAAGCAUUACACGCCUGAAAGCUACCUUACUAGCCUUUAAAAAGGUUAUUGAUUCCUAUACCACACCCCCUGGGAACACGCUCGCAAGACAUUUAACACCACACGUCCUGAAUCCUCAAAUAGAGUACCUUACUGCAUGUCGACCCAUGUGCUUUUCUAUGGGAAACGCGAUUCGUUGGCUCAAAUUACAAGUAAGCAGGAUCGACCCAGAUGUGCCCGAGCAAGAGGCGAAGAGGGAACUAUGCAGCAGCAUAGACACCUUCAUACAGGAGCGAAUCAGCAUGGCCGAUCUUGUCAUCACCGAGAAGGCCGCAGAUAAGAUUCAGGAAGACGACGUGGUGUUGACUUAUGGCCGCAACAGCAUGGUAGAACGUGCUCUUCUUCAUGCCCGUCUGAUCGAGCAAAAGAAGUUUACAGUCACUGUCCUUGACGAUCCAUACGAGAAGAAGGGCCAGACGCUUGCAAAGAACCUUACCGCAGGAGGCAUCAGAGUGACAUACAGUGGCGACUUUGGUGGAUUAAGAUGGCAUCUAAAAGGCGUCAGUAAAGUGAUGGUUGCUGCUGAGGCCAUGUUCAACAAUGGAUCCAUGUACGCAAGUUCAGGGACUUGUGACAUCGCCAUCGCUGCAAAGGAAUUGGGUAUACCAGUUCUUGUUUUAUGUGAGACGAUCAACAUUACGGAGAGAGUUGCGACCGACUCCCUGACAUACAACGAGAUCGAUCCCGAAAGAAGCUCAGGCGCAUCUUUCAGACUGUUGUAUGACACCACUCCGGAUAAGUAUCUGUCACUUGUAUUAUCAGAACUGGGUACGGUACAGCCUACAUCUGUAUCAGAUUUGCUGCGUAAACUCGAAGAGUCCAACUAG